GCAUAGCGAAAAAGCUAAACGUAAACACGAUUAUCGGCCAAAAAUACAACAGCAAUACAAUGGAUAUCCGCAGUGACGAAGACCUUAAGAUGUACUUUUAUGAAAACCGGUUGAAAACUUUUGAAGGAUGGCCUUUCGACGAGGAUUGUGCGUGCACCCCAGAGAGUAUGGCAAACGCAGGUUUCAUCCACACUCCUUCAGAAAAUAGCCCAGACAUUGCUAUGUGCUUCUUCUGCCUCAAAGAACUCGAGGGAUGGGAGCCAGAGGAUGACCCAGAAAAAGAGCAUAAAUCUCAUUCACCUUCCUGCUACUUCAUCUCCUUGAAGAAGAAAAUUGAAGACCUUACAGUAGAGGAAUUUUUCAAGCUUCAGAGGGAGAGGCGCAAGAUUAUUAUUAGCAAAACCUGCAAUGAGGCCAUCAACAAGUUUGAGGAAGCUUCCAAAAAGCGGAGAGCCGAUAUCAUCAAGACAGCUAUGGAUGAAGAGUGACCUGCUGUAGAACA
Messenger RNA from Periophthalmus magnuspinnatus, 502 nucleotides. It is a transcript of the gene birc5a, whose product is annotated as baculoviral IAP repeat containing 5a. Bases 60 to 488 code for a protein of 142 amino acids. Lineage: Eukaryota; Metazoa; Chordata; Actinopteri; Gobiiformes; Gobiidae. The transcript has 4 exons. The record is from RefSeq and is a predicted model, not a curated record.